AUGUUCCAACUUGUAACUAAUUUUCAACCAAAAGGAGACCAGCCCAGUGCUAUUAGGAAGCUAGUUGCUGGCAUUCGCCAAGGGCAAAAAGAACAAGUUUUAUUAGGAGCAACCGGAACCGGCAAAACUUUUACCAUGGCUAAUAUUAUUCAAGAAACCCAAAAAUCCACUUUAAUUUUGGCUCAUAAUAAAACACUGGCGAUGCAAAUUUAUCAAGAAAUGCAAGGGUUUUUUCCUCAUAAUAAAGUUGAAUAUUACGUUUCUUAUUUUGAUUACUAUCAACCGGAAGCCUAUAAGCCGGCCAGUGAUAUUUAUAUUGGCAAAAAAGUUCAGCGGAAUGCCGGUAUUGCCAAAAUGCGUUUAAAAACCUUAAACUCUUUGGUUACUGAUAAGCAAGUAAUUGUAGUAGCAUCCGUAGCCGCUAUUUAUGGUUGUUUUGACCCCACCUCUUACCGGAAAGUAGUCAUUCAUUUAGAAAAAGGACAAAAAAUAGACAAUAAUUUAGUUAAACAUAAAUUACUCCUCCUCGGAUAUAAGGAUAAUAAAAAAAUCAACCCUGGAAAUUGUCAAGUCGAAGAAGAUAAAAAAAGGGAUAAACAAACCGGCGAAAAAAUAAGAGAAUUAACCGAAAUAGCCAUUCCGCCCAGUCAGGAUUAUGUGGGCGAAGAAGGAGAAGAAUUAGCCGAAAUUUUAGCCGAAAUUGAAAGAGAAUUGACCGAACAAAAAGAACACUUUUACCAGGAAGGAAAAUUUUUGGAAGCCGAAAAGUUAGAAAAAAGAGUACAAGCCGACUUAUUUAAUUUGCGGGAAAUGGGUUUUUGCCCCGGCAUUGAAAAUUAUUCUCGUUAUUUUGAUGGCAGAAAAGAAGGCGAAACUCCCUUUACCCUCUUAGAUUAUUUCCCUUCUGGUUUUUUAACUAUCGUUGAUGAAUCUCAUAUUACUAUCCCACAAGUAAAAGCCAUGUAUAAUACCAAUCGUCACCGGCUAGAAACUUUAAUAAAACAUGGUUUUCGUUUACCUUCGGCGCUCGAUAAUCGACCGCUCAGUCAAGCAGAAUUUUUUGAAAAAAUUAAUUAUUCUCUUUAUGUUUCUGCCACCCCGGGGGAUUUUGAAUUAGCCAAAGUCAAUUAUCAACCAGUCGAGCAAAUUAUUCGUCCGACCGGUCUUUUGGAUCCGCAAAUAGAAGUAAGAACCACCCGCAACCAAAUUGCUGAUAUUAUUGACGAAAUAAAAGAAAAAAGCAGUCGCGGAGAAAAGGUUCUUAUUUAUGCUUUAACCAUUGCCAUGUCGGAAGACAUUGCUAGUUUUUUACAAGAGAGAAAUAUUCGGGUUGUUUAUCUCCAUAGCCGAUUAGAGAUUUUUGAGCGGUAUCAGGCGAUUACUAGUUUGCGACGAGGAGUGUAUGACGUAAUAGUGGGGAUUAAUUUACUCAAAGAGGGAAUAGACUUGCCGGAAGUUUCUUUGGUCUGCAUUUUGGAUGCUGAUAAGCCCGGCUUUUUGCGAGACACUCGCUCGCUAAUUCAAAUAAUUGGUCGCGCCUCACGGAAUAGAAAUGGCAAGGUUAUUUUAUAUGCCGACACAAUUACUAGCAAUAUGCAAGGUGCUAUUGAGGAGACCAAUCGUCGUCGGCAAAUUCAAGCAGCCCAUAAUACUCAAAAUAACGUUAUUCCUCGAACAGUUGAAAAACCGAUUAAGGACAUUGUACUUGACCCCUUAAUAUCCUUGUUAGUCGAAAAAGCCCAAAAAGGAGAAAUGGCCGAAAAAGAGUUAAUAAAAUUAGUUAAAGAUUUACGACGACGAAUGAAAAGGUCGAGCAAAGAAUUCAAGUUUGACCAAGCUAUUGCUUUUCGCAAUGCCCUUUUAGAUUUGGAAAAAGUAGAAGGAACAAUAACUAACAAUCCUAAAAUAACUAUAUAG
Molecule: messenger RNA, 1917 nt
Organism: Entrophospora sp. SA101
Lineage: Eukaryota; Fungi; Glomeromycota; Glomeromycetes; Entrophosporales; Entrophosporaceae
Source: the annotation of a GenBank genome assembly